This is a messenger RNA of Cyclocybe aegerita, 735 nucleotides long. The record is from the annotation of a GenBank genome assembly. NCBI's taxonomy places the organism in Eukaryota, Fungi, Basidiomycota, Agaricomycetes, Agaricales, Hemipholiotaceae.
AUGGUACCAUGCCAUGCCAUCUGGAAGGGGUCGGACUCGUGGUUAAACGAGGAUGACUGGAUAUUGGAGUCAUACCAGAAAGGUCCUGGGCGCGUGAAAGCUUUUUACGAGCAUAUAGCACGCAGCGCCGAACUUGCAACCAAUGACCCCCAUUCGCUCCUUGUUUUCUCGGGUGGGCAAACCAAGCUGGUUUCUUCUACGACAGAAGGCGAAUCAUACCUUCGGCUAGCCCAAAUCGCCGGCAUCCUACCAGACCAAACUCACUCAUUGCCAUUCGGAAGAGCGACCACAGAGAGUUAUGCCAUGGAUUCGUAUCAAAACCUUCUCUUCUCGAUUGCCCGCUUCCACGAAUUUACCGGCCACUUCCCUACGAAAAUCACGGUCGUUGGCUAUGAGUUUAAACGACCUCGCUUUAUGGAAUUGCAUAGAACUGCCCUCCGAUGGCCUGAAGCCAAGUUUGAAUAUCUCGGCGUGGAUCCAGAGCACGAUAGUGGAACUAAUGCUGUGGAAGGCGAGCUGCAAAACGGCUACCUCCCUUAUACCCAAGACAAAUACGGCUGCCACUCUACUCUACUCGACAAGCGCCGCCAAAGGAAUCCAUAUUCAAGGUUCCAUCCCUACUACGCUUCAUCGCCCGACUUAAUUCCAUUGCUCGAUUGGUGUCCCGGCGAUGAAUCGACGCUCUUCGAGGGACCGCUUCCCUGGGAUCAUUCAAAAAUACGUCAAGACACUUGA